GAUGGCGGAAACUGGUGGUCGUCAGCAGGGAUGUGUUCUGUAGUUUCGUAUUUUUUGACAAUUCCUCGUACAGUAUUCCGCAGUGGGCUAAAUUCUAAUAGUCUUUUACGAUUGAUAUGGAGGAGAAAUCUGGGUCUCUGGGUGCACAAGAAGAGAGAGAUCUCAAGAAGUUUUUGAAAUUUCUAUCGCAGAAGGCAGUGCAAGUGAUUGUUCAGUCACGUCUAGGAGAAAAGAUUCAUACCAAGUCUAAACCUACUGCAAUGGGCCAAGACUGGUUCAAUCUAGCAAUAAAUGAUAACCCAGAUGUAACAUCAGAGGUAAAAAAAGUGAUGAUAAAUGGAAGGCUUCCUUCUAAAGACAGUGCCAUGUGUGUGGAGAUAUCUCUGAAGUCUAGAGAUGGAGAAUCUAUGUUGUUAGAGACAUGGUGUCUUAGUAUGAAUGACAGGAUUGAUCCUAAUGCCAAGGUGACAUACACAGUUUAUAACAGAAUUGGAGUGCUUCUCAAGUCUCUUACAUCAGUGACAAGAGUUACACCAGCUUAUCAACUGUCACGCAAGCAAGGGACAGACUUCAUUCUGUGUUACAGGGUUUACUUUGGUGAAGUAAGGUUUCAAGAUUUAGGAGAAGGCUUUGCUACCCUGAGAGUAGGCUCCAUAGGUACCCCAGUUGGUUCCAUUACUUUAUCUGCUGCUUACAGGACAAAGCUGACCUUGCCAGAAAAACAACAAGUCAUGGUACAAAGUAACCAUUUCAGCUCAGAGUUGGCGCAGAUGCCUUCUGAUCAGCAGGAUGAUGCUUUGCCAUGUGGAGCAUUUGACUUAACAGCUGAAGCGAGACAUCAAAUCGCAGAGGAGAUAGCAAGUGCGACAGAAACGGAAGUAACCCGACCAACAACUGCAUCUUCAGACACUCCUCCGUCGACAGCUCAUAAACUCAGCUCAACAACUCCACCACUUGGGUUAAGGCGCAUCAGUCAAGAAGUUAACAGCACUGGGAAACACGAGAUGAGCGGACCCGGAAGUUAUUCUCAACCCACUGGCUGUGCAAAAAUGCGAACAAAGGGAGCCUUUGUGAGCAGUUCAGGAUCGCCUGAAAAUUCAAUGCUUACAAACCUGUCAUCUACUCCACCGUUUGCGUCGCUUUUAAGAAAAGAGGCUGAUAACAUACCAAGUGGUCUGCCGGCCUCAGAUAGCAACCUGAAAAAGUCCCCAUCAAUUCUACAUAGAAGGGACAGUUCAUCUGACAGAACAGAUGGCAGCAAACCAUCGACGGUGCAGUCUCCACCCUUCCCCAGUCAGCUUGUGUGGGAUGAUGACUUCGUUAUGGUAGAACUGAAACCAGCCUUCGCGUCUCAUUCAGCAACAUCAACCGGUGAUCUUGGUAGCUUCUUUCGUGAGUGUCAGACAGCACCUCCACUGAGUUUAUUUGAAGAUAAUGAGGUGUCAUCGCUAGAUAACAUUAUGGACCGUUUGGAUGGGGAAUUGUGUAGCUUUCGCGAGAACGCUUUCAAAUUUGACGAACUCUUAGCUGAGCUACAGCAGAGGUGAUAUCAGCUGGAGAUGAGCUUGGGUUUGAAAGUAAUUUGCAUUAGCACAAAGGAAGGAGAGAAUUCAAUUCGAGGCUACCGACUGUUUUGCAAGCAUCCCAUGUCUCUUUGACGUCCAUAGUAACCCGUAGAGCUGUUUCGUCAUAAGUCGGUUUGCUUUCCAAAUAUGGGACAGGCACCGUCAUCCACCUGCCUUGUAUUGCCAGGGAUUGAGUUAUGGGAUUUAAUCUCAUAUAGAGGUUUUCUUUCAAACGUAAUCCUUGCAAAGCUAUAGUUCGAAUGAAAGUAUCGAGUCUCUUGGAAAAUAAUUUAACAUUUACCUCUCGUAUUGCUUGAGGGUGAUGUCCGCUUAAAAAAAGAAUUUACAAUUUAGGAUCCAGUGUUGGUUUCUAGAUUUCCUCGGCAUCACCUAUAGCGGAAGUGAUCUAAAAAUAACUCUACCCUCUCUUGACUUUCAAGAAAUUUGGUGGGUGGGAACAGAAACAGGAAGUUUUUAGUUAAAGUUUUUCGAUAUACAUGACAUUAUGAACUUGUAGUAUUAAGAUCUUAAAUGGCCGUGCUAUUAUUUUAAGAUUAGAAACUUUGAAAAUGAAAUUGAUAAGAUUGCGAAUCCUCUGAGAUACUGCCGGCGUCACUCAGUUCUCAAACCAAAGCCUUAUUGAACGAUUUCUGUUCCUCGGGUUUACAAUAGAAUGCUUAGUACUCUCCUGGUGAGAUGAUUUUUAGGAUAUUGUUUUGAACACGUAUAGUUCUCGCGAUAAGCACUCUCUAUAUCAAGAACAACUUAGUUGCCAACAGAUCUUAUUGUAGACACGAUGGUGCGGGUGAUUUCUUCUUAAUUCGAUUUGACAAUGGCCGGUGGAAUCGAAACUUGUGAUAAUGUAGUUAAUUAUUAUUUGCAUGAAAGAUGAAAUGAUGAAAUUAUACAAAGAAAAUCUUAGUUUC
Molecule: messenger RNA, 2491 nt
Organism: Pocillopora verrucosa
Lineage: Eukaryota; Metazoa; Cnidaria; Anthozoa; Scleractinia; Pocilloporidae
Product: autophagy-related protein 13
Biological process (GO): autophagosome assembly; piecemeal microautophagy of the nucleus; protein localization to phagophore assembly site
Cellular component (GO): phagophore assembly site; Atg1/ULK1 kinase complex; cytosol
Source: RefSeq, a predicted model, not a curated record